ACAGUUAGAUAUUAAUUAAAAACAAAAAUCAAAGUGUUAGGUAAAUAAAAUUAUUGUUUUUGCUUAAUUGGUGAAGAUAAAACUGAUGUUAUUGACUAACAACUGACUUCCACAAUAAAUAUAUAGUUUGUAUAAUAAUGGAGUAUUGCUAGGGGAUAAAUUGGGUAUAAUUAAGUGCCUUUUGGUGUAAGUGGAAGAUUACAUAAAAGGAAGUAAUCUAUUAGAAAAUUAGUAGAUUUUUUUUAAAAACAACCUUUAUUCAAUUGAUAAUUAAUAAAAUAAAUUAAAUUGACAGAUAUUCAAUUGAGUUUGUAAAAAAAUGUAAAAAAAGGUGUAAUGUUAUAAAGUGGGAAAAAUGUAUAGAUUGAGAAGAUUAGUAAAAGUUUUAUGUGAAUUUCGUCGCUUUCUUUAUUGGAGAUUUUAAUUUUUAAUUUAUUUUUAAAUAAAAAUCCGCCUAAUUCUUACAUCAAUUUUAUAAUUGCAUCUCUGCUAUCGUCUUUAACAGGUUAAUUUAUCAGCAGAGUUUUCAUCAGUUUCAAUGAGUUUGGAUAACGUUUUGUCGCCUCUGUACGGGCUGAAAGUUGGAGAUUGACGCCUUCCCUCUGUAUAUAUUCAAAACUUCAUCAUUCUAUGCCGAAGGGUUGACGGCUCUGGUUCCGCCCAUUUCAUACCGAAGAAUGGUGCAAUUGCUCACCCUAAAAUUGCACAAUAGCGUACCAUAGGUAUGGAAUCCCAACCACCUCUCGAUUUUCUACAAAAUUCACUAAUCGCCCAAGGCAUUAGUGAACGCAAUUACAAUCCCAGCCCUUACAAUAGCCAUACUAAUGAUGAUUUUCAUUACAAUAAUGUUAUAAACGUAAAUAACUGUGACUUUGAUAAUAAAGAGGUUAAAUUAUCCCAAUUUGACCCAAAACGAUAUCGAAAUAGUGAUACUAUAGAUAAUAAUAAAUUAUGUGAAGAUAAUAAAAGAUUAAAUGAAGAUAAUAAUAAAUUAUAUGAAGAUAAUAAAAGAUUAAGAAAUUGUAAUAUAAGAUUGUGUAGAAAUAGAUUCGGACUUAAAAUUUUGGAAAAAUUUUGUGAAAAAAACGAGUUUGAUUAUGACGUUGAUAAAUGUGACCAUAAAUCUAUCGGAUUCAACAACAGAUUGAUUAGAAUUAAGGAUAAAAUAACUGAAUUAAAUUCUAGAUUAAAUAGAUUUUCCGGUGGAUUGAAUAGAUUCUGUGGUAAGAUUUGGAAGGGGAAUAAAAUUGUCCAAUGUGUAAUAUUCUGGAUUUUAACAUAUAUAAUUUUGGGGCUUUUAAUUCCUGUUAACACUGAUUUUACUGUCGAGAACCUUUCCGUGACCAAAGCAAGGGUAAAUUCUAAAAUCAAACCACUAUUUCUAUCAUUUGCCAAGGCCUCAGUUGAUGAUUCUGUGUAUGCAAGUUACCCAGAUAUGACUUUGGGAACUGAGUUAAAGGUGCCAUCUGGCACUGAACUGAGCAGUGUAGAGGAAGUUUCGCUGUUGGUGUUAGACGUUGAAGGUUUGGCUUAUAGAACAUCAUUGUCGAAGAAGCUGGUUUGGGCAACAAGACUCACUGAGGAUUUGCUCAGAGUUAAGAAACCCAUUCCAACAAAACAUCAAAGACAACAAAUGUGCUCACUAGAAGAUAUUGCGCCUAAUAAUUUAAAUAAAACUAAGAUCAUGACACAUCAGAUUUUUUCAAAUUCAACCUUUUCUGGAAAUGUAAAGUCGAAAACUGAUCCUAAAACUAACAAUAGAGGAAACCACAAUGCUAAUAGUAGUAAUAUGUUUAACAAGUUGAAAGCCCAUUUGGUACCGAGUUAUGACGGUUAUGUGUACUAUGUUGAUGACUAUAACACGAAGUUACUGCAAGUUCAUGUGAAGGAUAUUGUGAAUUAUACGCCGUUCUACACGCCUUUGCUUGAAGGAGUAUAUCUAGAGGGCUCAAGAAAGUCGUUGGUUAUAGCUUUGGACCAGGAAACAGGGUCAUAUAUCACGAGGCAUGACCGCGAAAACGAUACUAAGCAGCCUUUUUCAUUUAAUUACUUGCCCAAUUACUCAGAAGGAGGCAGAGACCAACUGCACAUCGGAGUUACAAACUGGUCAGUCAAAGCCUUUACUGAGAAGGACCACGAACACAUCUGGGAUUUCGAAUGGCUUGAAAUCGGUUCUGUACAAAAUCAAUCGAAUCAACCACUUUUAAACGCACUUAAACAAUCGAUAAGAAUCUCAAAUAACCGUAUUAUUUUCCAAUCCAACACUAUCAAUAUUAAUACAAUUGAUGAUAAUAUCAAAGUUGGUAAUGCGAAUGAUAGUGUGGAUGAUGCUGGUUUUGAUGGGUCAUUAACGUUUCCAUUUCCAAUAACAUCAGUGUAUUAUAUAUAUAAGAGUAAUCGUAGCGGGAUAUAUACCUUGGAGUUGUUAGAAAGGGUACACAUCCCACCACCACCAAACUUUCUCUACAACCAAACCAACUCACUCCUAACUGCAUCAAAUAAGCUGGUUCACAAGUCGCUCUACAUUAGUAAUAACAAUAUAACACUAUUCGAUAAGGGUAUAAAGAAUAUUCAUAUCGAUAAAAAUGCUAAGAAUCCAAUCGAUAAGAGUAUGAAGAAUGUUCCCACAUAUAAAAGAGGUGUGUAUAAAAGUAGUAUAUAUAAAGAUGGCAUAGAAAACGGUAUCAUCGAAAUAGGAUCAUCAGUGAUAAAUAGAAGUAAGUUUAAACUUAAUGGCGGAAGUGGAUUCGGAAGACUAGACAGAACAACCGACUUUGUACUAAGGUGGUGGUGGCUGUUAAUUUCCUGGGUUUUGGCAAUGAUUUUUACACCUAUUUUUUGGGUUUACCGCAGAAUUAAGAACUCAAGAGCUAAAAUGGCAAAUGAAUUGGUGACAGAAUGGCCAGGUUCUCGAACCGAUUUGUCAGACUCGAAAAGUGAACUGUAUGACUCAUCAGACGAGUCAAACCCGGACCCGAACCCAGAAACUCUACGUCAGAGAUUCAGAGAUGAAGACUAUCUAGACGUGUCAAUUGAUCGUAAGCUUUCAAUUGAUAAAUUCUCAAUAGAUGAUAGGCUUUCAGAUGAAAAUGAGAAUUUUAACAAUAUUAGAAGAGUCAGAAGUGAAGGGAACCUUGAACUUUCCUCAAUUAAUGAUGAUUGCUCCGUCUCGGUUUGGAUGGAAGAACGUAGCCUACUAGACGUGAUCACUGAUAAUCGAUUCGAAUUCACCAAGAAAAUUAAUCAACUUAAAUCGCAAAUCUCACCAAUAGAGGAAUCCCCAGAUAUUAAUACCACUAACACCCCUGCUACUACUAACCAUAACACAAACUUUGUUAAUACAAAUAAGGUUAACAUUGUUAAUGCAACUAAUGAGUCUAGUACUACCAAUAAAGUUAAUACUACCAGCAAAGUAUUGAGUGACGUGAAUAAAGUUAAUGCUGGCGGUGUUAAAGAUAAUUUGUUGGUGCGUGAAAAUACAGCUGCAAGCUCGGUAUCAGUGGAGGAAGAGAUGACAUUGAGUGUGAUUCCGCGUAAUAGUGUGUUGAGUAAAUUUCUGGAGAAUGGUCGGUUUUUGAGAACAUUUGAGUGCAUAAAGAUGUUAGGGAAGGGUGGGUUCGGAUCAGUGUAUAGGGCGAGACACAAGUUGGAGCCUGGAAAUCCAGUGUACGCAGUUAAGUUCGUCCUUUUAAAGCUCAAAUCCAGCGAGGAUUUAAGCUCCAGAAGGUACUUUAGGGAAGUGGCUGCAAACAGGGAUAUUUAUAGCAAACACGUGGUGAGGUACUAUACCUGGUGGUGUGAGGAGCCACACUUUCUGCCACUGGCACAAAUGUCAAAUCCGCUUCAAAUGGCUGCAAUCGAUAAUCUGCGUUUCCUUAUACAGAAUGACAUACUCAGGUCAGAUAUUCUAAGCACAGGUGGCUCCUCAACGCUGAAGAACGGCAUGUAUAACAACUACAUAAAGGAGUACCGAGAUAUCAUUUAUCAGUAUAUUAAGAACCCGCAACAAGAUGAUUUCGUCCCCUCGUUUUCUCAAAUUGCACAAAUGAACAAAAAUAAACAUAAACAGUUUUUGAGUAGCUACAAUGCGAAUAGGGAAGGAUAUAUUGAUAUGUAUACUGAGGAUAGUAACAUUCAAUUUAAGGAUACGAAUAAUACAAUGCCCAACACUAGCGGUGUCAGGAACAGCGUCAACUUCGAACUGGAUAACUUGAGACGUGAUCGUAAGCUUUCAAUCAUUAACGAAUAUGAAAACCACAACAAAGCCAAUGAUCAUAAACAGUAUCAAGUUGUUCUUCUCAUACUAAUGGAGAUGUGCAAUGGGUUAACUUUACGGCAAUGGCUUGACAAGACUGAUAGGAUUGUGAUGGAAAACGACUUGAGCAAGAGAAUAGAAUUCAUACUGUUUAAGCAGAUAAUCAAGGGUCUGCGGGACAUUCAUCGGAACUGUUUUAUUCACCGAGACUUGAAGCCUGAAAAUAUAUUCGUAGAUGAUGGCAACAACCUCAAGAUUGGCGAUCUUGGACUAGUGGGUUUCAUCCAAGAAAAUAACUCCACAUCUUACCAACCGAUCAAAACAGUACAACAACAUCUUCUCUCCGAUGCUACACAAGUGAGUGUAAGAGGGCAAGUUAUAGGAACUCCAGGUUAUACGGCGCCCGAGGGAGGUGGGAACUGCACGGAGAAGGUUGAUAUAUACUCAGCUGCUCUGAUACUGUUGGAGUUGCUGUGCCCUCGCUUCAGCACUGUGAUGGAGCGACUGGAAACUCUGGAAAAGUUCAGGAAGAACCACGAAGCCCCGCCCUUCAUUAAGACCCAUUACAAGCCCUGGUACGACUUGAUGGUUCAAAUGGCAGAUAACAAACCAGAAAACAGACCCUCAGCAGACCAAGUCUACACCCAACUCAAAGUUAUACUAAACUCAGAUUUUUCAUAA
Messenger RNA from Theileria parva strain Muguga, 4936 nucleotides. It is a transcript of the gene Eif2ak3, whose product is annotated as Protein kinase domain protein. The transcript is spliced from 5 exons. Lineage: Eukaryota; Apicomplexa; Aconoidasida; Piroplasmida; Theileriidae. Gene Ontology annotation, molecular function: ATP binding; protein kinase activity. The coding region runs from base 725 to 4936 and encodes 1403 amino acids. Gene Ontology annotation, biological process: protein phosphorylation. The record is from RefSeq and is a predicted model, not a curated record.